AAAAACCUAAACGGGCCGGCCGCCGCAACACUAUAUAUACCGUCUAAAGCAACUAUCAAAACCCUAGUUGCGAAAGAGAGGUUGAGUGCUUUUACAGUAUUUUCUCUCACAUCUUCGCGGCUACCUCCUUGUACCUUGCAAGAUGAAGUUCAACAUCGCAAAUCCGACGACCGGGUGCCAGAAGAAGCUUGAGAUUGACGAUGACCAGAAACUCCGGGUGUUCUGGGACAAGAGGAUCUCUCAAGAAGUAAGUGGAGAUGCUUUGGGUGAGGAGUUCAAGGGCUAUGUGUUCAAGAUUAUGGGAGGGUGUGACAAACAAGGUUUCCCAAUGAAGCAGGGAGUUUUGACUCCAGGUCGUGUUCGUCUUUUGCUGUCUCGAGGUAUGCGGAACGAAGACUUAGGGUGUGAAUGAUUACAUUUAUUUUUC
Olea europaea var. sylvestris is the source of this 427-nucleotide messenger RNA. Its product is annotated as 40S ribosomal protein S6-like. The transcript is spliced from 4 exons. The record is from RefSeq and is a predicted model, not a curated record. Lineage: Eukaryota; Viridiplantae; Streptophyta; Magnoliopsida; Lamiales; Oleaceae. The coding region runs from base 143 to 412 and encodes 89 amino acids. Gene Ontology annotation, cellular component: ribosome. Gene Ontology annotation, biological process: translation. Gene Ontology annotation, molecular function: structural constituent of ribosome.